AUGUCUUUCCCCAUCAUUGACGUUUGGGCGAACCCCGUCCUCCCUUUGGACGAAGGCGUACCGGAGGUCCGUCGUCUAUUCGAACAGUCUCAUGCUGAUAGCAGCUUGCUAUCCCGGAGACGGACACCCGAUGAGCUCGUCGCUCUCAUGGAUGCCGCGGGGGUUUCAAAGAUAUGCCUCUGCGCAUGGUACCGACCAGGGCAAGUAGUCUUCUCCAACGAAGACGUGGCGCAGUUCACUCGCGCCUAUCCUGACCGUUUCAUCGGGAUUGCCGGUGUCGAUCUGCAUGAUCCGGUCAGCUACGUGCAAGAGGUGGAAAAGUACGUCAAGGUUGAAGGGUUUAAAGGUGUUCGCGUGGUGCCAUGGCUUUGGAAUCUACCACCAACAGACAAGCACUACUGGCCGCUCUAUGUCAAGUGCAUCAAGCUCAAUAUUCCCUUCUAUAUCGACGAGGUGGCCCUGGCAUUCCCCUCGCUGUCAAUUAUCUGUGGACAUAUUGGUUUUCCCUGGACACAAGAGAUGAUCGGUGUGGCGUGGAAGCACCCGAAUGUGUACAUCGACACUUCAGCAUAUCUACCGAAAUAUUAUCCAAAGGAACUGAUACAAUUUGCAAACACCACCGGAAGGAAAAAGGUCAUGUUUGGAACAAACUUCCCCCAAUUAAGCUGGAGCAAGUGCGUCGAGUCAGCGAACCGGGAUAUCGAACUUCGGGACGACGUCAAGGCAGAUUUCUUUGGCGGAAAUGCUGUCAGGGUGCUCAAGCUUGGGGCUGUUGCCUUGAGCAAAGAGAAGCUUUGA
Molecule: messenger RNA, 798 nt
Organism: Aspergillus viridinutans
Lineage: Eukaryota; Fungi; Ascomycota; Eurotiomycetes; Eurotiales; Aspergillaceae
Product: amidohydrolase family protein
Exons: 5
Coding region: 1-798 (265 amino acids)
Biological process (GO): secondary metabolic process
Cellular component (GO): cytoplasm
Molecular function (GO): carboxy-lyase activity; hydrolase activity
Source: RefSeq, a predicted model, not a curated record